AUGAAUAAAGCUCGAAUUGUCCAUGAACGAAUUGCAUAUAUGUUUACAGCACUAAUAUUUGGAGUUGUAGUUUGUAUAGGGUUUCUAGGUUUUUGGAUUAGAUCCAUUGUUUGGUUCGAAUAUAUUCGACAUGAUUGGCCUUAUUCAGAAAACAAACUUGCAAUUAGAUUAUAUCGAUUAGUUACUACUAAUACAGCUAUUGGUGCUAUUCUUCUUGGCUUAUUAUUGAUAAUUGGAUUAAUCAGAUUUUUAAGAUACAAAUUUGCAAUGAUAAUUCUCAUGUUUAUUUUUAUGCUUCUAUUUAUAACAUCACUACUAUGCCAUUCAGUUACAGUAGCAUGGACCCAAGGAAAUAAUUGUCAAAGAAUCAAAGAUAGGGGAUUAGAUAAAGGAAAAAGUAGAGAAGAUUACAUAGAAUGGUCAAAGCUGUUUGAUAGGACAGAAAAAUCAAUAUGGAAUAAUCAAUGUCCUAAAUCGGCAGAAAUAUCACUCGCAUUUUUAUGCGUAGAGAUGGUUGGCCUCUUGCUUCUUUUAAUAGUUACUUAUCCUCUCGCUUACCAUGUUAUUUCAGUUAUGAUAGAAUAA
This is a messenger RNA of Trichomonas vaginalis G3, 585 nucleotides long. RefSeq lists its product as uncharacterized. The transcript has a single exon. The record is from RefSeq and is a predicted model, not a curated record. The coding region runs from base 1 to 585 and encodes 194 amino acids. Lineage: Eukaryota; Parabasalia; Trichomonadida; Trichomonadidae.